Triplophysa dalaica is the source of this 6573-nucleotide messenger RNA. Its product is annotated as general transcription factor 3C polypeptide 1. The coding region runs from base 149 to 6493 and encodes 2114 amino acids. Lineage: Eukaryota; Metazoa; Chordata; Actinopteri; Cypriniformes; Nemacheilidae. Gene Ontology annotation, biological process: transcription initiation at RNA polymerase III promoter; 5S class rRNA transcription by RNA polymerase III. Gene Ontology annotation, molecular function: DNA binding. Gene Ontology annotation, cellular component: transcription factor TFIIIC complex. The transcript has 36 exons. The record is from RefSeq and is a predicted model, not a curated record.
AACACCAUAAGAAGAAGAAGUAGCGGAGGUGUCCAGAGCGGGUGUCAGUCUGCGUCAGUGUCGUGACGUGCGCGUUACAGAAGAAGCACAUGUCAAGCUCGCGCUGGCGUCGGUUCGGUCCGUUUGAGUUCGAGUGAAUGUGAAGAGGAUGAUGAUGAUGGACCCGCUCGAGGCUCUUCUGGAUGAAGUCGCUCUGGAGGGUUUGGACGGCAUCAGUCUUCAGACACUCUGGAUGAGGCUUCGGACGCGACAGCCUGAAUUCGGUUUGAAUCUGGAUUCGGCGACACAGAACUUCAUCUGGAGCUGCUUGAGCCGAACACCCGAGAUCCGAUUCUGGCUGUUGCCCGAACCCCGGAAACACGUCACAGUACACGACCGGUUCGUGGAGGUGGACCGGAACACAGGCAUUCACGAGAUGCGUCUGCCCGAGUCGGAGGACCCGUAUCCCGUCAGCGUGGUGACCGAUGACCCGAGCGGCGUUCAGGGCUCAUGCGUGUUCUAUAGAGAGCGCGUGGACGUCACAGAUGACGUCAGAACGUCAGAUCUCAGAACGCUGGUGACGCUGGAACAGGCUCAGAAUCAGUGGGCCGAGAAGCUGGUGAUGGUGGCGUCUCAGGAGGUGCGCUCCAGAGCUCUGAUUGGUCCGGAGGGAAACUCUGAGCUGAAGCUGAGCGACCCGACCUACUGCAUCCUGGAGAGAUUGGCCCGAGCGCGCUGGCAGGGUGAACUCCAGCGAGAAAUGCACACGCGAAUAUUCAGAAUGGAUGCGGGUAAGAUGCAUUAUCUGAGGAGGACGCUGGACAGAAACCGACUGAUCACCAUACAGUCACACGUGUCUCGUCUGGCGUCUGGAGCUCAACAACAUUCACUGCUGCUGCUGCUGCCACGCUUCCAUGUGGACAGGAGGAGCAAAUAUGACAUUCUGAUGGGGUCCGUGUCCAACCUCCUCUCUGAAGUGCCCAAUAAGAUGAUGAUCAUGGUGAAACUCAGACAACAGCUGCGUGUCAGCGAGCGCACCUUCAAGCGUGUGUAUCAGUACAUGUUAGCCGCUAAGAUGGUGAGCCUGUUGAGGAUUCCUCUAAAGGAGUUGGACCCUGACGGAGGACCCUUCAGAACCUUACGAGGCACGGAGGUGUUCGUCCGCUGUCUGAAGCUUCUGAAAGCGUACAGACAUAAGGACGUGGAGGAGGACGAGGACGAUGAGAACGAGGAGGACGGUGAGGGGCCCGUGAAGAGGAGCGCUCUGGCGGUUCCUCGCGUCAUCGAGCGUGACAUGCUCUCUCAAGCCUACGACAUCGUGGUGUCGAGCGGCUCCAGAGGGAUCUCGCAGUCUGUCCUGAGAGGACAACUCAACAUCGGACGACUUGAGGGACGGAUGGUCUGCAGGACACUGGAGCGCAACGACAUGAUCAAAGGCUUCAUGGAGGACGUGGGACGUCAGAGGACCACCAAAUAUAUCAGCAAAUACUUCGUGGAGGAGAGUAAACUCAACCUGCAGUUCACUAAAGAGCUUCAGCGCAGUCAGGACCUGAGGGGGACACACCUCGCUAGACUCGGGUCAGAUCCACCCGCCCCGGGCGCUUCAGGAGGACACAUAACGCAUAUCAAACAGUCCAAACUCAGCUUUCAAAAGCGUGACGCACCCAUCAAAAAGAAGUCUCUCCGUUCACCUCCAGCACACACAGGCAAAUCCUCACAGAAGAGCCAAACUGAGCGAGACCCUGUCUCCACUGACCACGCCCCCGUCCCGACUGUCAGCCAAUCACGCUCUGCUGAGGACACACCUCUGGUGGUGGAGGAGGUGCUGGCGGUCAGUGAGGUGAAGAAGGCGGAAGUUCAUGAGACGUACAGACUGCUGAAACGCAAGAACAUGAUCAUUGAAGCUGUGAGAUGCAGCAAGAUCAUCGAGGGCUUCUACUCUCUGCAGAGGUUACUGACGGAGGAAGAGAGGAAAGAUGGUGUGAAUACUAAAGUGUGUAAGAAAAGUGUGAUGAGACUCAUCCGCGCACUCUCUCGAGAGGGUUUACUCAAACUUUACAGGACUAUUGUCAUACAGGACGGAAUACACAAGAAGGUUGAGUUUGUGGUUCAUCCGUCUGUGACACCUGAUGAUCCGCUGGUAAAGAGCGCCAUCGAUCAAAUCCGAAUGCGUAUGUCCAGUUCUGUCUCUGCAGCCCGUGUUGUGUCACAAGCUGAGAAGAAGAAGUCUAGUCCACAAGCUACAAAAGAGAAUAAAACAUCAGCGUCUUCACGGCCAACUCAGAGCAACGCGCCCAAGAAAGUGAGCGAGAAGAUGGGCGUCAAAACCCUGAAAUCCUUCAAACCUGUAACCGUGCCUGGACAUGGACGCACGAUGGGAUUUCAGCCCAAGAUGCCUCGGUUACGUAUUGUUCACGCUUUCCUGUGGUACAUGAUUUACGGACAUCCACUCAGACGCUCCAGCCCGACUGAUCCUCCACUGGACAACCAAUCUGACCCCACUAAACCUGCACAUGACCCUCAGUCCAGCCCGACUGAUCCUCCACUGGACAACCAAUCUGACCCCACUAAACCUGCACAUGACCCUCAGUCCAGCCCGACUGAUCCUCCACUGGACAACCAAUCUGACCCCACUAAACCUGCACAUGACCUUCAGUCCAGCCCGACUGAUCCUCCACUGGACAACCAAUCUGACCCCACUAAACCUGCACAUGACCCUCAGUCCAGCCCGACUGAUCCUCCACUGGACAACCAAUCUGACCCCACUAAACCUGCACAUGACCUUCAGUCCAGCCCGACUGAUCCUCCACUGGACAACCAAUCUGACCCCACUAAACCUGCACAUGACCCUCAGUCCAGCCCGACUGAUCCUCCACUGGACAACCAAUCUGACCCCACUAAACCUGCACAUGACCCUCAGUCCAGCCCGACUGACCAGAACAACCCCAGCGACCCUGAAGCGGACCCUCAGUCCAGUCUGACUGAUCCUCCGCCCGAGGGUUCUGGCACUGAUGAGCAGAUGGAGCAGCGGUUUAAGGUGUAUGUGAAUGAGAAUAACUGGAAGAGGUUUAUUCCUCCCAUCCCGCUACACAAGGACUUUGGUUUCGGAUGGGCUCUGGUCUCUGAUCUUCUCAUAUCACUGCCACUCAGUAUCUUCAUGCAGAUCUUUCAAAUCAACUACAAGGUUGAGGGUCUGGAGCAGUAUAUGAAUGAUCCGGUGAAGCAGCAUUAUCUCAUCAGAUUUCUCCCUGCAGAUAUAAAAAGACAACUGCUACACAAGAGAAAGUACAUCUUCAGUUUUCAUGAGACUCUUCAGAGGUUGUGUUUCAUGGGUCUGCUGCAGUUUGGACCCAUUGAGAAGUUCAUGGACAAGGAUCAGGUGUUUGUGUUUCUGAAGACGAAGGCCACGAUUGUGGAUACGACAGUGUGUGAUCCUCAUUAUAAUAUGGCCAUAGAGACCAUUGGUCCGUUUGAGAGGAGACGUUACGUGUUUAAGACGCCUCAUGAUGUGGAGAAGUACUGGUUUGACCUGCUGUGUGUGUGUCUCAACACUCCUCUGGGAGUAACACGUGGGCGCUCUCGUGAGGCAGAGGAGUCUGAUGUUGCCAUGGGAAUAGAACGCUGCCCCAGAUUCCUGCAGUCCAUACAGGGCAGUUCUUCUGUAGUGGAUGAUGGUUUUACCCCCGGCAACGGGCAGGGCGCUGGAGGACUGGACUCCAUCUUGUUUAGUCACCUGAAACGCAACUGGACCUGGACCAGCCACCUGGUGAAAACACUCGCACAGAACACCGAUGUUAAAGAUCGUCAAACCGUCCGGUUGAGAAACCUGCUGUCCAAACACCCCAAACCUGCUACACAAACACACAGUAACAGCACUCGCACACAAUCAUCAGCUCAUCCCCCUGCAGUCGUGGAGGAGGAGGUGUGUGUGAGCCGGCAGCCGGCCAGCAGGAAUGAGGAGGUGCGCGGAGGACGUAAACUCAAACGCAAGAGACCUAAGAAAGACAUCAGCAAACCCACCCGCAAGAAGAAGAAGGGAGCUCGUGUGAGGAAACAGUAUCACGCUCAGGACGAGACGGAUCGCAGAGCUUUACUGCACAUGACUAAACAAAGAGUCACAUGGACACAUGAAGAGGACAGUCUGCUUAUGUUGUGUAGAGUUACCAGUCACUUCCUCAACCGCAAGUUGAAGAAGCCGUUUGUUCCGUGGACGGUGCUUCGAGAUGUUCUUCACGCUGAGUUUGAGCUAUCAUGUGAUAAAACAUCUCUGUCUGUCAGUCGACGCUCACGAUACAUCAUGAAGAACCCCCAGACUACACUCAACUACAGGAUUUGUUUGGCUGAACUGUAUCAGGAUAAAGAGUUGCUGGCAAAAUUCAUGAACCGAACUGACGACUACAACAGUCCACAGGUGUGUGAGGCAGAGUAUAAAGAGUUUGUGAGUGCGCUGAGGUCAAAGUUCAGCUCCAGUUAUGGCUCUAAUGAUGUCCUCAUACCAGAUACCAGAGAGGAGCUCUUCAAGAAGUUUAAGGUGUUUAGGAUUGGAGAUGAUACACUGGAGCGCUCCAAAGAUGUUCUCAACAGGCACGAAGACAUUCAUGUUCUAGUGUUGUUUAAUUUAAUUCAGAGCACUCUGGUUCUGACCAAUGCUCAGAUGAAGAACUACAGACCCUUCCAGACAUUCUGUCUGUACACACAGUAUAAAGAGCAGGUUUUGUCUCAGGCCUUUCAAACGUGUCGGAGGCGGGGCCUAGUAAACCGGCGACGCCCCAUGACCUUCUAUGGCAUAAAGAAGUACCAAGCCCUCCCCUUCCUGCCCAUGUCCUAUCAGCUCUCACAGCACUACUACAGGUUCUUCACAUGGCGAAUCCCCAGCAGCAUCUUUAAUGAAGUGUAUGAUCUCAUCUCCACCUUACGUGAGCGAGGCUCAAGAGACCGAGACAAUCGCUUCUCAUUCCAGAAAGAUCCCGAGACACAAAGAGACGCCAGCCGACAGCAGGAGACGCAGGAGAGGAUUGAGGAGGUGGAGGUGCAGGUGGAGGCAGAAGAAGACACUCGGGACAUGCUGCAGAUCCUCAUGGACUCUCCGGGCGGUGUGAGCGCCUCCUGUCUCACUCUCAUGACCCUCGGCCUUCUGUCUGUCGACGUCACCAUACCACAACAGAUUGUCAUCAUCAACAGCAGCAUGUUUGACAACGACCUGCUGAAGAGUCUGAGUAAAGCACUGGAUGAUGAUGAAGAGGAGGAUGAAGAGGAGAAGAAGAGGAGAGUGGAGGCCAAACCUCCUCAAGCGUCUCACACCAAUUACCUGCUGAUGAGAGGAUAUUACACACCUGCACUCAUGCGUUCACAAACACACAACUCCAACACCACCGACAACAUCAUCAUCAAUUCCUGCAGUGUCCACAUCAAGCUCAGAGAGACGCCCAAACACACACACUUCACACCAGAGGCGGCGUCUUUCUCAGCGUGUUCUUCAUCUGCUCCCGAGUGUUUCCCGGUGUCUUUCACUCGUGUGUAUGGCUCAACAACACUAGACUUGCAGAUGUUUGUGGACAGGUGUGUGAGUGCGUUAGGAUACACUCCAGAAGACAUCCAGACCGUCAAUGACAUCAUAGACGCCGUACAGGAGGAGGCGGAGUUUGGCAUUGACAGACAGGAACUCUGCAUGAGCUUCAUACAUCUGGAGGAGCCAGAGAACGGCCGAACGAGAACACUACAGCAGUAUAUACAGGAUCUGGUGGACGGAGAGCAGCUCGUCGAGGUGGGAGCUCUCUCUCACAGACUGGUGUGUAUGAACGCUGCGUCUCAUUGGCUGCUGGACAGCAAACAAGAUGAUGAUAAGCAGACGCAACAUAUGUCCCUGAAAAGAGGCUCCGCCCACGAGCCCACCCACGCCACACCCCCAGCCAAGAAGAGCCGGCCCACUGAAUCUUAUUUCCAGUCAUUCUCCACAAAUGCAGAUGUGGAUCAAACCGUUGCCAAGGAGACCGCCGCAGAUGAGAAAGAGGCGGGGCUUGUUGACCCCUCCCACGGCAGAGAUGAAGAUGGAGAUGAAGAAACUGCUGAGCAGGAGAAAGACAGGGAUGGUGGUGGCGAGUCGGUGAGGUUCGUCGGCCGUCCAUGGCGUGUGGUUGACGGUUCAUUGAACAGUUCGGUGUGUAAGGGAAUGUUGGAGUGUCUUCUUCUUCACGUCAUCAGUAAUCCAGGCAUCCGCGAGCCGUCUGUCCUUCAGCAUUACAGUCAAGUGCUGCAGCCCGUCGCCAUCCUCGAUCUCCUGCAGGUUCUGGUGGAUCUGGGCUGCGUACGGAAGCGUUACACCGUCCACCAGCACAAAGCAUCUCUCUUCUCCAGACCCAGAAUGGGGCAGGUCAAAGGUCAGACGGAGCUCAGCAUGAGAGACGAUGCCAUGGCGUUUUAUGAGCCCACGGUGGACUGUACGCUGAGACUGGCUCAAGUUUUCCCACAUCAGCCCAACUGGAACAAAUGGGUUCAGCUGUGUCUGCGCGUCUGACCGAGAGAUACCGGCCUUUUCAUUUGUGUGUUUUAAAGUGUUCCGCUUGUGUUGUGUAAAAUAAAGAGAUCCAUUUUUCA